UCAUCACUAAACUCCAUAGAAGGGGUUCAUAAAGUAUUUUUUUAUUAUUAUUCUUUUUUGUUUGAUUUUUUUUUUUAAAUUAAUUAAUUGAAUUAAUCGCGGACCGCCCCGUACCGUGGGGUCCGCACUACAGUGAUGAACCAAGUUCAGUGCAGUGAUCUCGCAGGAGACAGAUUCACUUCUUUGUUUAUUUUAAUAUUUUUUUUUUCGAAAACUGUGUGUACUCACCCGUUUAAUGGAGAUGCUCUGAUCAGUAAUAUAAAUCAAAAUUGUGCACAAUAAACUUAAGGUGUUUAGUUGUGUUCCUUUUUCCCUGAUUUGAUGGUCAAACAGUCAACGAGAUUAGUUAGAAGGACAAAAAAAACAUUUCUUUGUAGUAAUAAAGAAAGUUUAUUAUUUAAUUAAUAUCUUUAAACUCUCUAUUGUCUAUCCCGCUCACUUACACACAGGCAGUGAGUCCCUUUGCAUAAAAGCAAAUUGACUAAACAAUUACUCUCUCUGUCUCGCUCCCAUCUUCUUUGCUCCUCUUUCCCAAAGAAAAAAAGAAAAGAAAAGAAAAGAAAAGGGGUUUCCUUUUAUUUUUAUUUUUUUUUGGGUGAAGAAUUUUACCUGGAGCAGAAUCUCUAGUGCUGCUGAGAAGACCCCCAAAAACCUCAAGAAAACAGUUUGGUUUCCAUCAUAAUGAAGGAGAUAGCUGUUUCCGGGAACACAGUUCCUCUCCAUGCUCGCCCUGUAACUCGUGCCCUUGCCUCUGCUCUGCGUGCGUCUAAGUUGUUGAUUACAUCUUCUUCACCCAACCAGGGAAGGGUUCUGAGAGCAAACAGCAAAAGAAGAGCCUUUGAUGAUGAUAAGAAGAAUGCCAGUCCACCUAAGAAGAAGAAGAAGCGAGCUCUUCUUAAAGACAUCACAAAUGUUACCUCCCAUAAUAAUUCUUAUACUACAAGCUGCUUCAGUGCAGCUAAACUUCAGGUUGUUGUUCAUAUACACAAUACAAUGCUUCUUCUUAAAAUUGUCAAGAAACAUGUUUGUUGCUUACAAGUGUCCCAUUUUUUUUUAAAGGUGCAGAUAAAGAAGGGAAGGGCAUGUUCUUCCAAGGUGGCAUCAUCUUCUGCUACUUCACAAGUUACAGAUGAUGUAAAGUUACAAGUUGUGUCAGAUUCAGAAGGAGUAAGCUUGUCUGGCUGUACAGGCACAAACGAAGCAUCUUCUAGCUCAAAGCCGAGUUCCAGGUUGCCUCCAAGACCCCUUGGGAGAUUAACUUCUACAGUUGAGAGAAGUUGUGUUGGAGGAAGUUCCACUGUGGCAAGUAUCCCCAAAUUCAUUGACAUUGAUUCAGAUGUUAAAGAUCCUCUUCUCUGUAGCCUAUAUGCACCUGAUAUCCACUACAACCUGCGUGUUUCUGAGCUUAAACGCAGACCAUGUCCUGAUUUUAUGGGGAGAACACAAAGAGAUGUGACUCAGACAAUGCGUGGAGUCCUGGUUGAUUGGCUUGUUGAGGUCUCAGAGGAAUACACACUUGCAUCUGACACUCUCUACCUCACAGUGUAUCUCAUAGACUGGUUUCUACAUGGGAACUGCAUGGAAAGACAAAGACUUCAAUUGCUGGGCAUCACUUGUAUGCUCAUUGCUUCAAAGUACGAGGAAAUCUAUGCGCCACGCAUUGAAGAGUUCUGCUUCAUCACGGAUAACACUUACACAAGAGAUGAGGUCCUGGAAAUGGAGAGCCAAGUACUGAAGCAUUUCAGCUUUCAAAUAUACACUCCCACUUCUAAAACAUUCCUCAGGAGAUUUCUCCGAGCAGCUCAACCUUCUCACCUGAUGAUGCCAAGUGUGGAAAUGGAGUUUCUGGCGAAUUAUCUGACGGAAUUGACGUUAAUAGAGUGUCAGUUCUUGAAGUACCUACCUUCGGUUAUAGCUGCAUCGGCUGUUUUUCUAGCCAAGUGGACAAUGAACCAAUCAAGCCACCCUUGGAAUGCAACACUUGAGCAUUACACAACGUAUAAAGCCUCGGAUCUCAAAGAAUGUGUUCAGGCCUUGCAAGAUCUGCAGCUCAACACCAAAGGAUGUCCCUUAAACUCCAUACGCAUCAAGUACAGGCAAGACAUGUUCAAAUGCGUGGCGGUGUUCACAUCUCCAAAGGUACCUGAGAGGCUAUUCUGAAAAAGAGACUCGGUUCAUCUCCUAACCGAUAUAACACGUACGUCAAGUCAACGUCUCUCUGUAACAUUUGUGAUGGUCCGGUUCGGCCUCAUUCAUUUGCUCUCUCUCUCAAAUAAAAAGAGUUAGUAAUUUUUCCAAGGUCUCACAUUUAGACCAAAAAGAGUAACAGGUACAUUCCGGUUCAGUGUAGACUUGUUUUUGUUGUGGUCCGUAUUACACGAGAGUUUAAUUUUAAAAAUUGUAAAAGUCGGAUCGGAUGUACAUUUCUUUUUGGCUCAUCAUCAGGCAAUUUCUGCUCCGGGAUAAUAUUCUUCAUGCUUUAGUAUAAAUUAAUUG
Molecule: messenger RNA, 2496 nt
Organism: Brassica napus (rape)
Lineage: Eukaryota; Viridiplantae; Streptophyta; Magnoliopsida; Brassicales; Brassicaceae
Product: cyclin-A2-4-like
Exons: 10
Coding region: 682-2160 (492 amino acids)
Biological process (GO): mitotic cell cycle phase transition; regulation of cyclin-dependent protein serine/threonine kinase activity
Cellular component (GO): nucleus; cytoplasm; cyclin-dependent protein kinase holoenzyme complex
Molecular function (GO): cyclin-dependent protein serine/threonine kinase regulator activity
Source: RefSeq, a predicted model, not a curated record